Cuscuta europaea is the source of this 6525-nucleotide messenger RNA. Lineage: Eukaryota; Viridiplantae; Streptophyta; Magnoliopsida; Solanales; Convolvulaceae. The record is from the annotation of a GenBank genome assembly.
UAUCAGCCGGCAAAUAAGCCGGCAAAUAAGCCUCUAGCCGAUAAACUUCGUCCAAAGUUUGCGAUAAGAACAGAGAUGCGAACAAAGCCGAUCGGAUAAACUAAACUCUAACUCAAACGCAGCCAAGAACCCUAAUUAUCAAUAUAAAUAGCAUCCUCCGCCUGCUUUAUUCUCAUUCACAAAACACAAAUUUUCUCUACGAGUAUAUGCAUAUACGUAUGUUUGUUUUCUUCUACACAAUUUUCAACCCUGCGAUUUAACUCAAAAACCAAAGCUGAAAGUCACAUUAAAAUCUUGCCCUUCAUUAGAGGAAUCCAACGAAUCAAGAAUCGUUGAAAACGAUCGUCGAACGAGGGAGAUAUCAUCCGCCGGAGUGUUGUCGGGCUAGUCUUCUCGACGGGAAUCAGAGGAGGGAGAGACGCCGCCUUCUGCCAUCCAUUGCCGCUUGUCUCUGUAGCCAAAAAUCGCCGCUAUUUCACCUGUCCAUCGUCCUUUAGAGGUAUUUUUGGAUGGGAAAUUUGGGGGUGUUACAAUAUUCCCUCUUCAACUCCUUGCCGCCGCAAUUCUUAUGGCAGCCGAGUCACCCUCUUCUGCCACCGGCCAGUCCACGCCCUACGCCGCCACCAGCUUCUCCUUAUUUUGGCCCUUCAGUCGCUGGUUUUCCAGGAGUUGUCCGGCCCCAGCAUGACAAUCCUCUUUUCGGCUCUCCAAUGGCAGCCAUGGCGCAGGCUGUUUCUCAUGGAAUUAAAUUGCAAACGUGGGCCAGAUUGUUACCAUCAAACUCAAAGCAGUUGAAGAUUAUCUUACAUGGCGCACUCAAUUCGAAGCAUUGUUGGUGUCACAGGGUCUUUUUGGUAUGUUAGACGGCUCUAUUCCGGUACCUCCCCUUAUACACUCUGGAUUUUAAUAAUCAUCAAAUCGUUAAUACUGACUAUUAUCAUUGGCUUCGAGUAGAUCAAACAAUUCAUUCCUGCUUGUUUGCUACUUUAUCUCGUGAAGUAUUAACUGAUGUUCAUGAUAGUAAACAUUCACUGGGUAUAUGGGAGCGUUUGCAGUCACGUUUUAUGUCUGCCAGUUUACCUAGAGCUAUGGAGCUUAAACGCUUAUUAUCUAAUAUCAAAAAGAAAUCUAAUCAAUCCAUGGACCACUAUUUACGUGACAUUAAAAAUCUGGUUGAUGCUUUAGCAUCAAUUAAUUCCCCUGUGACUGAGAAAGCAAUAUUACAAAGCACACUCCAGGGGCUUGGCCCUGAGUAUCAGUUUGUUACGGGUACCAUCUCAUUAUAUCCGGACAGCUUUCCACCCGACAUCCUUCACCCGCGCCUCAUGGAAGCUGAACAGACUGUUUUGCAUCAACACCAAGAUUAUUCCUCCCCUCACCAAGCCUUUGCUGCUCCAUUGGGGACUGGGCAGCCGGGUUCUUCAGCACCACGCGGCCGUGGCGGUUGCGGCAGAGGUGGCAGAGUGCGCGGGGGUCGCGGACGUGGCGGCAGAAACUGCCGCAGUAGUAUUACGCACCAUCAGCUCCUCCGGUGCACUCCAGCCAAUCCGGGUCGAGACCUGCAGGGGGUGCUUCUGUCCCGAGACCUCCUAAUGACGCUUCUGGUAAAUCUGUUGUGUCCACUUUAAAUAUUAAUGCUAAUUAUGCUUUUAGUACUCAUGGUUCUUCUGCAGGUUUCCCGUCUUCUGAGGGUAUUCUCGGGUCUGUUCCAUCCCCAGUUGUGUGUCAAAUUUGUUUCUCUGCAGGUCACUCUGCAAUGCAUUGUUCGUCCCGUUUUUCACAAACUUCUGCACCUGCGUUGAUUACUCUAAGUGGCGAAUCCAACGAUGUUUUGUGGUAUCCGGACUCCGGUUCCUCGGCUCACAUGACCUCUUCUGAAGGGUCGAUAUAGGGGGACCUCGAAGGCGGCGGUAACAGACGAUUCCGCCACCGUCUCUGAUGGGCCCUGGAUACAAAUGAGUACAAUGAUGGAGCUCCACUCGGCCCAUACCGAUUGUCCUCUCUGAGGCCUCUGGAUCGUUAAUAGGCUCAUUGGGCCGAGGAUACUGAAGAUGAGCGUCUUCUUACACUUUUUGUUGGAUCUUGUUCAAGCUGGGCUCCGACGGUUUUCUUGUUUAAGGGGUAACGGGCGCGGGCCUAUUAACCAUACAAGAACUUUUAUUUAGGCACGUCCCGAAAAGGAAAAGAAACAUUUAUUUAGGAACGGAGGGUGUAAUAUGUACAAUAUUUUCUAGUUUGUACAACUAUACCUACCGUCCCAAUUUGUGUUUUAUAAAUAUUGACUGCAAAAAAAAUAAUACUCCCUCCGUCCCAUUAGAAGGUUCCUACUUUCCUUUUUUGGACGUCUCGUUAAAAGCUAAGGUUCUCAUUUCCAUUUUUGGAAACAAUUAACAUUCUUAAGUGACAAAUUUAUUAAACAUUAAAAAUAAUACAUUUAUAACAUCACAAUUAUCAAUACUAACUACAUUAUAAUAUGUACUUAUUAAAAUUAUUUCUCAAAAUAGACUCGAAGUAAUUUAUUUAAUUAUUGUCUAAAUAACUGUGUCGUUUUGUUAUGGGAACCUUCCAACAGGACAGGGUAGUAAAGCAUUUGACUUGAGUCUGUCUUUACCAUUUUACCCCUCACGUACUUAUCUCAUAAAGUAAUACUCCCUCUGUCCCAAUUUGAUUUGCAAAAAUUCCUAUUUUUAUUGUCCCAAAAUGGUUUUCCACUUUCUACUUUAGGUAUGUAAAUAAGAAUAAAGUGACAAAUUUAUCCUUACUUUUACUUUUUCCUCAUUAACUUAAAGGCAUCUGCUUUUAGAAAGAUGAGCAAAAGUGUAAAAAGCAAACAUCAUUUAUUGUCAUUCCUUAAUUCUUGUGCCGGUAAAAGUUUGCAAUUCAAUUCGGGACGGAGGGAGUAUAGAGUACUCCAUAAAGUAGGGCACACUUGCGUAGAUUAAAAAAAUGAAGUUGCAGACAAGUACAAAUCAAAGCUACAGAGAAGUACCACUAGAUGGUAAAAAUCUAACUAUCUAGUGGAGUAAAAAUAAGAAUUGAGUAAAAAUUGUGGAGAGGAGAGACAAGUACAUCCUUAAGUUAGGUGAGAAAUAAGAAUACUAAAAAUUGUGUGGUUGAAGUUUGUGCAGAGGAGAGAGAAAUGAGUAGAACCACAAAAUAGUUACUUUAAUGAGAAAGUGGUAAAGUUUUUUGGGAUAAACAAAAAAGGAAAGAUGACAAAGUCCAAUGGGACGGAGAGAAUACAUUUUGGUAACAUCAUUCGUACAUUCGUACAUAGAAUUGUAUGUUCACAGACAAUUCUGUAGAGUUCUCUAUGGACAGACAUUUUGUGUCCGUGGGACGGACGAAUGUACGAAAUGUAUACAUUAAAAUUGCGUGAAAAUUUUUUCGAAUACAUUUCAUGCCUUGUGCUGCCUAGUGCUUGCUACGCCCCAAGUGAGAGGGAGUAGAAAAUGUGCAAAAUAAACGUCAGGCUAAAUUAAUCAUUUUGUUCAUGUUUCUAUAGAAAGUGAAAAAUCACUUUCCAACAACAAUUUACAAAUUGAGAGGGAGUGCCACGAAGUCACUUCAAAAUUCAAAUUAGAUCAAACCAACAUAAAUAUAUCAUGUCAGAGUUCAUGUUACAUUAAUUAGUAAUAUGUAUCCUAAAAGUAAGCUUCAGUUUAAGUGAAUUGUUUCUUAAGGAAAUAAAAUGUUGUAGAAAAUUCAAAAGGACGGGUAGUUAUUACAUUGGAUGAUUGGAAUGUGAAAAGUAAUAUAUACUCCAUACGAAUUAAGAGCCCAUUUGGUAACACUAAAAUUGGCUGAAUUGGCUGAUUCUGCUGAAAUUUAUGAAGUUCUGGCUGAAGUGGUUGUAUUGGUUGAUUCUGCUGAUUCAUGAAAAAAUUAUAUUUAAAAUAUUUGUUAUUAAUAAAUUAAAUAAAAAAUUAUAUGACAAAAUAGCUAAAAUGAUUCUCUACAGUAACUUCAGCCAAUACAGGCAGAAAAGUAAUUUCACCUUACUUUUUCUGCUUAUUACAAACUUCGGCGCAUGAAAUCAAAAGUUACGUGCUUGAUGAAAAAGCUGGCUGAUAAACCUGAUAAGCCGAAAAAAGGGGUUAUCAAACGGGCUCUAAGUGUGUCCUGAUGAAGUGUUAUUUUGAUAUUCUAACUACUUUGUAUAUUAUAGUGCAUUUAACUCAUUGUGAAAAAGAUUCAGCAUUCCUUUGGGUAAGCUAAGUGGCAAUAUAAGAUUUGAUUUUCUAAAUAAAUUGAUCGAAGUACAUUUUCCCCCAUUUCUAAAAAAAUUGUUAUGUGACGGUUUUUAACAAGCUUACAAAAUGAUAUUAUGAGUCUUUUUCAAUUUUCGUACACAAAGAAAAUAGGUAAAAUUCCAGGUUAAUGGUUAAAGUCAUUUUCAAUAUGUAAUAGAGAUCUGGGUUUUUGGUAAGGGUGGUAAUUAUCUCGAUGUUUAUUGUAGGUUGAAAUUAAAGAUAAAUAUUGGCGAGGAAUGGUGAUGUAAAGGUUAAAGUUGAAGUUGAACUGCCAAGUAAAGACACGUGAAUCAAUCACGACCUUUAAGGCCAUUUUUAGGGCAUUAGGAGGCAGUUCAAGGCCCCUAAAAUCGAUUGAUAAGUCAAAGUGUAAAAAUAUUGUUAAUGGGUUGUUUUGGUGAUUUUUAUUAUCCACAAAAAAAUAUCCCUGGUAAGGUUACUUUUUCAAUUGUUUUUUAUUGAUUUACUAUUGGAGACCAAAAAGACCCAUUUAAUUACCUUUCUAUUAAUAUUAAUGUGUAUUUUAUGUUUCAUUUUAUUUUAUUUUAAAUGUGUGUGACCUUGUUAAUAUACCUUAUAGAAAUUGUAUUUUUUAAUUAAUUUACUCAUAAUAGUAACAAAAUAUAAUACGUAGUACUAGCUAAUGUCGUUCGUUCAUUCAAAAAAACCGCAAUAUUUGGAAGAUAGAACUUGUAUAGAACAAUAUAAAAUUCGUAAGAGUAAUUACAAAAUAUACAAAGUAAAUUGUUAACUAAGUAGUCUUAUAAGUACCUAAUCAAGAAAAAAAAUUACUAGCAUAGUUCACACCCAUAUAUUUAAGGGAAAUUUCCCAAAAUAUGACUAAAACAUAUUGAGUCUCCCUAAAUAUGACACAUUAAGGGAAAUUACACAUUUUGACUAAAACAUAUUGAGUCUCCGUAAAACACGUACUACUGUAAUACACAAACACCAAGGAUGUAUAAGAGUGACUAGAAUUAAAAAUUCAUUCCAUAUAAUUGUGCACAUGUACGUCCUCAAUGUUGUACAAAUUUUAAAUUAAGUAUGGGGAAUGAAGUGACAUGUCAUAACAAGUAAUCACAGAUAUGGGGAAUGAAGUGACAUGUCAUAACAAGUAUGGAGUAGUUCUGUAUUUUCAAAUAUGAUCAAAGAUCACUACAAGUAAUCACACAUUUUAUGACAAAAGUUUGGGUGACAAAACAAAAAUUGUCACGUUUAAUUGAGUUAUAGUUUCAAAAUGUGAAUUCGUCACUUUAAAACGACUUAUUAUGACAAUAUUUUUGAUGAUCACUUUCUCUUAGACGUUGUCACUAAUUGAUAAAAUACGUUACAAUAAAAUUGAAUGUGUCAUGUUAUUUGAAUUAUAAUGACAUACCAUAUUUUGUUACUAAUUGUUUUAUUAAAUAAUGAAAAUAUUAUUUCAUUUUUCUUUUGUAAUGAUUAAUGACGUUGUUAAUUAGGAACAACCUAAAAGAAAAAGUGAGAAGUAUUUUUAGAAAUAACCUAAAAGAGAAAGUGAGAAGUAUUUUUGGGAACGGAAGGAGUAUUUGUAUAGCCAAAUGUACUCCCACCAAUAUUUCAUCAUUAUUGCACCAAGCAUCAAGAAACAUUCAAUAUUCUUUUUUUAAAAAAGAAAUAUUCAAUUUGCUAACCACUAUUCCAAGAUUAUUUGAAACAAAUUUUAAAAACUGAUGCAUAUUUUAGAUUCAAUGUUUGGGUGAGAUAAUUCGCCGAUUACGAGUCAGAGAUGAUCCGGAUGACAUCAUUGCACACGGUGUAGAGUGUCUUACACGACUUGGUGCAGAAGAAGCGAUUGAUCAUGACAUCAUCACAUAUGAAGCUGCAGAUGUUGAUCCUCUCACUAAGUUCUUACAUAAAUGCAGAGGUAUACAAACUAAGUUCUUACAUAAAUGCACAUUCCACUGAUAUCAUGCUAUUGCCGAAUCUGAAUGAGUGGCCACAAAAUGAGUUCAUUCUUCUGCCGCCUAAAUACUCUUCCAGAACUUCUCGAGUAGGACGCCGUCAAGAAACAAGAUUUCCAAAUGAGAUGGAUAUGCGUCCAAGACGCAGAGCACAACAUGAUUGAUUCACAUUUGUACUCUCUUAUGGUGUAUUAUUUCUUUUCUUUGUAGUUUGUUUUAAUGUUGUAACACUUUUAUUAGCCAUAUGUUUCAAAUGUACUUUUAAUAUGUUAUGAACUUUGUUUAAUUUUGAGUUCAUAUGACUUAAUGGGUCACUUAUUAUUAAACACGUGAUACUGUAAACUGUAUUUGUA